Molecule: messenger RNA, 2673 nt
Organism: Mytilinidion resinicola
Lineage: Eukaryota; Fungi; Ascomycota; Dothideomycetes; Mytilinidiales; Mytilinidiaceae
Exons: 7
Coding region: 256-2553 (765 amino acids)
Molecular function (GO): protein binding; ADP binding
Source: RefSeq, a predicted model, not a curated record
GUGAAGCUCAUCGAGGCCGAGCUGGAACGUCUCAUAGUUGCGAACCUGUCAGAACGCUUCAAGCAGGCAGCGACCGACGUCUCAAUUCUCUCCGUCUGCGAGACAAAGGAGACGAAAGUUCCGACCGGCUUGUGGAACAACCCCCGAUACGUACUUGUCAACGAAUCAUUUGGCGCCACUCUUGCUCCGUACGAAGACAUCUUAUGCGUCAAUCUAGACCAUCACGAGCUUCUCCGCUGCCCACCGAAAGACGAAAUGCUUAAGCGCAUUCUCGGACUUGUUCAAGCCAUAUCUUUGCGAAAGGUCAGCCAGACAUCAGGUACUGGAAGCGGUGGCCCCGCUGCCGAACAGAUUAACGAUGAAUUAGAUGACAGUAGUGGUUCCAGCGGUGAGCUGGUGGAAGAGCCAGAAGACCUGGGCCCCGAAAGUGACGAAGCUGUCAUAAAUUCGGUGACAGAACGGUCUAGUACUGAACUGCCCACGUUAUACGAGUUCGCGUCUCAAGCAAAAACCCUGAAAGUGCCUCUGUACAUUCUCAAGCCCGCGGUACAGAAUGCGAGCUUUUUCGGCAGAGAUGCCAUCCUAUCUUUGAUUGAUCAGAAGUUACUGCCGUCAGAUUCUCUAGACAGCCAAACACAAAAAGUGUUUGCACUGUGUGGGCUUGGUGGUGUCGGGAAAACCCAAGUUGCAAUGGAAUAUGCAUUUUCGAGACGCGACAAAUUUGACGCCAUCUUCUGGAUCGAUUCGGAUCAACAAACGCAGUUCUUUGAGGGGUUCUCUGCAAUUGCCUCGCACCUCGGACAUACGGAGACACUGGACCAAGAUCGCGUGGUAAGUCGUGAUAUUGCACUGGAAUGGCUCUGCAACCCGCGUAAACGAAUAUCUGCAAACAGUCCCGCACCCGAGGUCAACGCUACUUGGCUUUUGAUAUUCAACAAUGUGGACGACGGCAACCAUAUUCAGAGCUUCUGGCCACAAUGUAGCCUUGGUUCUGUUUUGAUCACAAGUCGGGAUCCUCUAACCAAGAGGGGAAGAGAGGGAGUUGAUCUAGAACCGUUCGAGCCGGAUGAGGCAGCAGAGCUCUUGCGCAAACUGUUGAAACUAUCUGGCACUAUAGACAACAUAGACGCAUCUGUAAGAUUGGCAAAACGGCUAGGAGGGCUCCCACUCGCAAUCACUCAAGUCGCAGCGCUAAUAGAGAGAUGGGAAAUGACACUCGAAGAAUUCAUCAAGCACUUGGAGAGUCAAGCUUCGAUCGCAAGAGUCGCGAAGAACAAACCUUCAGAUACAAAUGAUCAUUAUAAGCAUUCCAUCUUCACUGUUUGGGCAUUAGAUAGCUUGACCCCGGGCGCUUGGGCGCUUUUGCAGGUUAUCGCAUUCCUCAAUCCAGACUCGAUCCGGGAAGGAUUGCUUCGACGAGACGGACUGAAGACUACAGUGGGUUACCCAGGGUCCGACGACGACUUUAUUGACGCUCGCACCGAUUUACUAAAAGUAUCCCUUAUCAAAAGAAACAGGCCGACCAAGAAUGAUCCAGAGCAAGACGGUGAGCUUACGCUGCAUCGUCUUGUCCAGGACGUUGCAAGGGCCCAAACGAUUGAUGCGGAUGUCCCAGAGAUGCUGAAAUUCAUAUUGCGUCUUCUACUUUCGUCAUGGCCAACUGCAUUUCUGCAAUUUGACCAUGAUUCGGCGAUUUGGGCGAAAUGUGGCGAACUCCUACCCCACAUCUUACGAGUUCAAGCGGAAAUUAAGAAGCAUCGUGUCUUCGAGUCUUCGAUCAACGAUCGGAAAGACUAUGCAAGGCUCUUGCUGUUUGCUGGCUGGUACCUUUUCGAGCGAAUCGAUUUCGAGAGCGCCAAGCCACUUUACCUGGAUGUACUUCAACUAUGUCUCGUGGAGCCAGUUGAAAUGGCUGAAAUACAGGCGGAUGUGCUUUUCGCCUUGUCAGCACUCUCCGCCCAGAUCAACGGAAAAGUUGAGAAAUCACUCUCCUAUGCUCAACAACACUAUGAUGCACGACUCGAGCUUCGCGAUGGCAGUGAAUUAGGCGAGGCUCGCAUGGCGAUGGCUUACGGUGAGCUGGCUCAUAUACAGAUGAUUGCUGGAAAACAUGACGAUGCCAUCGAAAACGCCAAAGAAGGCAUUAACAUGACCUGGAAAAGCCCUCUUUUCUUGGCUGGAAACGACUGGCCGACAUUUGCACACAGCCACCAGGCCUUUAGCCUGGCGGCUCUGGGCCAGUACGAGAAAGCUUUGGAACUGGUAAACGCUACGCUGAAGUAUUGGAACUCCCAUUCAAAUGAGACACAUGCAUUUGCGCUGGGAAUAACGUAUCGCUGUCUCGGGUACGUGAAGAGGAAACAGGGCCUGCAAGACGAAAGCAAGGACGCCUGGCUCCACGCUCUUGAGCACUUUAAAUCCACCGUUGGUGAUAAAUCGCACUACACGAGCCAAUGCUGUCGAAAUCUUGGAAUUUAUCAUUCACAAAACGUACAUAUUUCGAACAAGCUCUCCGGGGUUACCGAACGCAUCCCUUCUACAGGUCGGAGCUAGCAUGGACUCUCUUUUGCUUGGGUGAGACAAAGAGGGCAAAUGGUGAUGAGCUGGGAGCAGACAUCGAUCUCAAAGAAGCGUUGAAGCUCUAUGGACAAGGUGUCGAUAGUAUACCGGAAG